This is a messenger RNA of Fusarium graminearum PH-1, 822 nucleotides long. RefSeq lists its product as uncharacterized. The coding region runs from base 1 to 822 and encodes 273 amino acids. Lineage: Eukaryota; Fungi; Ascomycota; Sordariomycetes; Hypocreales; Nectriaceae. Gene Ontology annotation, molecular function: methyltransferase activity. The transcript is spliced from 5 exons. The record is from RefSeq and is a predicted model, not a curated record.
AUGACCCUCAUACAUCAUUGCACACUCCUUCUUCUGGACAAUCAGCUACAUCAGUCUCCCGUCGGCGAGAACCCUCAGAAAAUCCUCGAUAUCGGCACUGGCACUGGGAUAUGGGCCAUGUUGUCUGGUUGUAUUAGUGACAUAGUAGACGAGUACCCUUCCGCCGAAGUAAUCGGCAUCGAUAUCUCGGCCGUUCAACCGACCUUCGUACCGCCAAAUUGCAUCUUCCAGGUUGACAAUGCCCAACUCGACUGGACCUUCGAGCCUAAUGACUUUGACUUUAUCCAUCUCCGCUAUCUCUAUGGUGCCAUUGACGACUGGGGAAAACUCUUCCGUCAGGCUUAUACCCACGUGCGACCAGGCGGCUGGGCAGAAAGUCUCGAAAUCGAUAUCGAAACACGAAGCGAGAACCCCGAAGUACAAAGCGACAAGAAUCAUGUUUUCCGGAAGUGGUAUCAGCUCUUCUUCGAAUGCGGUCGCAAGACUGGCCGAACCUUCGAGAUUGCUAGAGAUGGACGCCAGGAACAAUACAUGCGAAAAGCAGGCUUUACAGAUCUAGUGUCCAAGUCGUGGAAGGUACCCAUUGGAGGCUGGCCGCAGGAUAAUAAGCUGAAGCAAGUCGGUUUCUACAACGGUGCUUUCAUUGAUCAGUCUAUUGAUGGCUUUGCUAUCUUUCCGAUUGGCGAGAUAUUGGGCUGGUCGUUUGAUGAAGUCACAGUCCUGGUCAGUGAGAUGAAGAAAGCAUUUAGGGAGCCCAGAUCCAUGCCCUAUUUCGUUGUGCAUAUGGUUUAUGGUCGAAAACCUGAGAUGGAGAACUCAUAA